AUGCCGGCCGACAACACGCCAAUAGACGAGGGUCCUCUCAUUAGCGUCGCAUGCGGGCACGCGCUGAAGGUCCUGCACUACGCUAAUAAAGCCCCGAAGCAAGUCAAAAUGACUCUCACAGCGUUCAGGUAUAUGAACGUUGCCUACUGCGCCCUCAUGCUGUCGAGGUACCUCACUGUCUGCGGGACACCUGCCAGAGAGAUACUCGGACUGAUUUACGACACACAAAAGAAUCUGGACAACCCCUCUGGACGUGUCAACUCUGCCCUCAGUGUUGCUCUGAGUCAAGCAAAGAAUGAGCUGCAAACGGCCGGUGAUAGUUGGGAGAUACCUUCAGAUCAUCCCGACACUGAUUGCGAGAUCACGGCUUUCGACCCUUCCACUGGAUUUCAUCAAGGAUAUCCUCUAAGCUUGGAGGACAUAAAUGACUGCUUUCCAUCGUUUGGGACCCUCUUUGGCGACACAUCCACAAUGCCAAUCAUGCCUUUCAUGUAG
Molecule: messenger RNA, 495 nt
Organism: Purpureocillium lilacinum
Lineage: Eukaryota; Fungi; Ascomycota; Sordariomycetes; Hypocreales; Ophiocordycipitaceae
Source: RefSeq, a predicted model, not a curated record